AACUCCUUGGCUUUCCCGGUUGCCCGUGCUGAGCGCAAGCUGUCCCAUUCUUGGCGAGUGGAACGUUCCCCGCCAUGGACUACGCAGCUAUGGUUGACACACUGCUGGUGGAGAUGCGGCGCCAAUUGUUGGAGGCCCACGAGAUUUGUCAUGCUCGGAACGAUGACAGCAAGAGCGUUUCAGCCAGUAGCAGCCUGAGACGAACCAUGUCCAGAAAGGCAUCGAGUUUGCCUUCUGAAGUUGCAGCACCGUGGAACGAGUCAGGAGGACUUGCAUUGAAGUCUCCCAGGGAAGGUGAACGUGAAGCUGGUGACCCGUACCACACUCCAUCGAUCGAGUCAGUGAACUCAGGGGAAGUGCAUGGGGACGUCAACGCCUUGCUGCGCAGCGGCCUCGCGGACAUGAGCGAAGCCGAGACCGCCAAAGUGAAGCGGCGCUUGCGACUGCGUUUAGGAGCCUUGUCUACCUCGAAGUUGGUGUCCGGCAAGGGCCUUCAUGAAGCGGUGACCGUGUUGGGUUUGACGCGCUACAGCGUGGAGGACAUGAACAGCUUCGUGAAUCUCUUGGCGGACUUCAUCCACCUGGAGUUCGAUGAUGAGGUGAGUGAACAGGACAACGACUUCUAUCAAUCGGGCGAGAUGCCAGAUCCACGACGACAAGAAACCGUGGAGGACGUGGAAGUAGAGGUGGACGAGUUUGAGCAAUUUGGGCAUCCAGUCUGGGAAUGGCCUGACCCAAACAAAGGAAGUGACGCCACUCCAAAAACGUUCCAUUCGUCAAAGACCGUGAGGAACUUCACCAUCGUGGAACCUUUGGCCUCACGUCACUACAACGUGGUGCCGGCCAAAGCUCUCAUCGAUGUUCUUCUGGCCAAGGAGAUUUUGCUGGCAUCUGACACGAAUCGCUUGGUGGCGGAGCUGACUUUUGUGCGGAUCAACGAUUUGGCUGCCCCAGUGGAGAAGAUGAGCUUCCUCAUGUACUUGGAGCCGUUUGUUGCCAUUCUGAUUGUUACUUCCGCAGCAUACGUGGAUGGGGAGAGCUUGGGAAGUCACGCUGGGGAUGGAUGAAAGGCAUGUGGACCUUCAAGUCCAUUUGGGCCUCAUGACUAAUUCAGGAUAUCACACAAUAGUAUAGUUCAUCAUGCAUGUUGUAUCAUGUUGCAAUUAUACUGAUUGAGCAUGUUGCGGUAUUAUCCCAUUAGUGGUGACCCCUCCCCCACAGAUUUGUCAGCACUCCGCCAUGGUGUGGAUUCCAUGCGAUCAUGGGGAAAACCGUGUAGAGAGGAUUCUUUUGCAGAAUUAGUCACGUGGUGCAUGCUGCAUAAUGCGUUUGGACUGAUA
Molecule: messenger RNA, 1340 nt
Organism: Durusdinium trenchii
Lineage: Eukaryota; Dinophyceae; Suessiales; Symbiodiniaceae
Source: the annotation of a GenBank genome assembly